AUGGCAUGUAUGAGGUUUCAACAUUUUGGCUUACUUGGGAUCUUAUGGCUUCCGGUUUUCUGUAUAGUAGGUGGUCUUGAAAUGUACACCGUUGAUAAAGUUCUGGCAACAUGCGGAGACAAUGUGACUCUCCCGUGUAAUAUAACUACAGAAGUGGCUCUCGAUAUCAAAGAAUUCAAAUGGAUGGAGAAAAAUGAUAUUUGUCACUGGGGUGUGGAGAAAAACCUCACCAGCAUGCAGUGUGCAAACGUGACAUCCCAGAACAGCUACGACUUCCCCCUGACGAUCUUCAACAUCCAGCCAGAGCAUAAGGGAACCUACCACUGCAAGCUGCGCUCCAAAGAAGGCACCAAGAAUGGCCAGACUAUCGUUCGAGUGCAAAAGUGCGUUGGUGACGCUUUGGUCAACGUGUCCUCGGCUGAGGGGACGUGCCUGUUUGAAGGCGUUUACCCCAAGCCCACUGUGGUUUUAUGGAAGCAGGGACAUGAUGAAAGUGUCCAACAUUGGUCCAAGACGGAUGUGAAGGAGAACGCAGAUGGAUUUUUCACCGCCGUUAGCACCAUCAAGCUGAGGAACGGGCGGCACGGUGGCUGA
Molecule: messenger RNA, 594 nt
Organism: Knipowitschia caucasica
Lineage: Eukaryota; Metazoa; Chordata; Actinopteri; Gobiiformes; Gobiidae
Source: the annotation of a GenBank genome assembly